CCAGCUCUCUGUGCUCUCUGUGCUCUCUGUGUCUUUAAAUGCUCAGUGCAAGCGCGUUGGAUUGGAGCAGAAGACGCGUUUACUUCAGUCUGGAAGGGAAAUUCAGCCGAACAGCCAGUCUUCUGGUGUUCAUAUGGACCCCAGAUCAUGCAAACAUGAUAUCAUCACCUCCGAUUACGAAACAUCUGGCCAGCUGCGCAUGAAGCCGAAGCGACGUCGUGCUCUGUUUGUCCCCGGAGGUUCCCCCAUGUUUCCCCCCCGGAGGAAAUAAACAGGAACACGGAACCUUUCUCGCCUUCCUUCCUAGGCUUCUGCUCGAACCUGGAUCUUUAACCGCACGAGGACGCGGAGCUGUACCAGGAAUUGAACAGGAAAACUAGACAUGUAUUGGGAAGAGAUGGGAAUCUGUGAUGCGGGGAUUGGAAUCACAGAGCCUGUGUCUGCUGGGAAGGAUUUCAGAUUACAGAUUCUUUCAUAAGAAACGGGGUAUGGACCCUAAAGAAGGCUCUUAUGUAUUGAUUCAGAAAUCUUCAUCGCCGCCAGCAUUUUAACGCACGAGCUUACUUAAUGCUGGAUUACGGAGUCGGGGCGUCGCUGUGGACAGUGCGCAUGCGCAGAUGGCCAACGCGAGCGAUCCAGGCGAAAGCAACAAGCCCUCGCUCCAGGACUAUGCCAUCACUUCCUCUGCUGUGAAACUGGCCUCUCUCGGUCUCAUAGCAGGGAUCAGUUUGUUGGGAAACAUGCUGAUCUCACUGUUGGUGAUUAAGGAUCGUUCUCUUCACAAAGCACCCUAUUAUUUUCUCGUUGAUCUGUGCUUGGGUGAUAUAGCACGCUCGGCAUCGUGCUUCCCAUUCAUGAUGGCGUCUGUGGCACGUGGUCCGGGUUCGAUGUGGGUUUACGGAGCCACGAGCUGCAAAGCCGUGGCCUUUCUGUCUGCUCUCUUCUGCUUCCAUGCCGCCUUCAUGUUGUUUGGUGUGAGUGUCACGCGCUAUAUGGCCAUCGCACACCACCGCUUCUACGCCAAGCGCGUGACGCCAUGGACGUGCACUGCCGUCAUUGGUGUUUCAUGGAUUUUGGCAGCGGCCAUGGCCCUGCCACCUGUGUUUGACAUGAACACAUACAGAUUCAUGCAUGAGGAGGAGCAGUGCAUGUUUGAGCAACGUUACGCGAGGGCCAACGACACACUGGGAUUCACGCUGAUGUUAGCUGUGGUAGUGGGAGCCACACACGCAGUGUAUGUCAAGAUGCUGUGCUUUGUGUAUGACCACCGCAAGAUGAAGCCAGCCCAGUUAAUCCCAGCUGUCAGCCACAACUGGACUUUUCAUGGGCCCGGAGCCACAGGUCAAGCGGCUGCUAACUGGAUCGCUGGAUUUGGACGUGGUCCGACGCCACCCACUCUAGUGGGCAUUAGGCAGGUAGCACACAGUGCCAACAGAAGGCUGCUUGUCCUGGAUGAGUUCAAGAUGGAGAAGCGAAUUGGGAAAAUGUACUACAUGAUAACGCUGGCUUUCCUGCUGCUCUGGGCACCGUACAUUGUGUUGUGCUAUGCGCAAGUAUUGGUGAAGGAUAGUGGCAUGCCGCGGGCAUACGUGAGUGCUGCAGUGUGGCUCACUUUCGCUCAGGCAGCUGCCAACCCGCUCAUUUGCUUUGUUUUCAACAAGGAGCUCAGGACACGAUGCCGAGCCUGCUUCCCUUGCUGCUUGACUAGUCCUACACAAACGCCCAUGGAGCCAUAUUGUGUGAUCUAAAGAAAGUUUCCGGUCUACACCUAUAUUUUUCUUCUGUUGAAAGGUUCUUAAGAAAUGUUGAUUAAUUUAAAAAAAAAAGGACUUCAUAAGACCAAAACAGAGCUGUAAUGAACUGGUUUGACAAAAAUAGGUUUUCCAACAUAAUAAAUUACACGAAAGUUCAUAACUGAUUAGUAAAUCAUUGCGGUGUGUGCCGUUAUAGGACAAUAAUCAACGAUCAGGUGGUGUGAUGCAUUACCACCUCUUGAUUACAUAACUUUUUCCUAUUAUUUUCCUAUACCGGCACACCCCAAAGUGUUUUACUCCUCUUAUACCACAGCAAUUUGCCAACGAUUAUAAUUUUGCAUUUAAUAACUGACGGCAUACUUUGUGAACUGUUUAUGGUUAUGUUUGAUGUUGUGUAACAUCUGUGAGACAAGUUAGUUCCUGUAUCUAAUAUCACUUACGUUACAGCAUCUAUAAACAGUUGUUCCCUCACUUGAAGAAAGUGUCCUCUUUCCAGAACACUUUCCCAUAGCAGAAGACUUGUUACAAUGCAUUGAUGCCCAAGACUCUUUCCAUAAAUGUAAAAUAAACAUCUACUUACAGAAAGCUUCUUUGUUAAAUAACGACACAUUUUUAAUUAUUAAGCUUAAAUUAUGUGGAGGGUCUGCUGUACAAGUCCCUGUGAAUGAGCUGUUGCUAUAGAAAGAGAGAAUAUUAGAAAGAGUACAUUAAUAUAAAUCUGUCAUUGGAAUUACAGCCAGCACUAUUGUCAGAACUGCUGUUAUAGAAAAUUAAUCAACACCAUCUGAACAAUCAGAUUCAAGAAUAUUCAACAGCACUGUAGUGCAACUUGAAAUAAAACAUGAAAAGGAAAAGAGGCAAAAAUAGUAUACUGAACGCAAAAGGAAUAAUGUUUUUACAAUUCUAUUUAAAUAAGGUGUUUCUGUGUCUCUCUUAAAACAUUGCUAUGGGUUUGCAUUAACAGUGGUGGAAUGACUAAACAGCUGUCUGUUAUAGCAACCUUUUUGCAGUUUGGUGUAGAUGUGUGACCACCUCACAUUCUCAAGACACCAUUUUAUACCUAUUCAUUACCGUAGUUUUAGUGCUGCUCACUCAACCACCUAUUCACUGUGCUCAUAGACCCAAACGUCUAAUCUAUGUAAUAACAUUAAAUAUUUUCGAUGUCUCCAAAAUAGCAUCUGGCUGGUUAAUUGAUACAGAAAUGCUUUGUUUAAAAAUACAGAUUCAACAUAUUGUCAUUUUAGGUAUCAUGAGCUAUAUAUAUAUAUAUAUAUAUAAUCACGCAUAAUAUUCAUCACACAAAAGGUGGAAAUACAGUAUCUUCUUUCACGCUUCACUUUCACUGAUCAUACAAAUCAACACUUAACACAUGGCUGUAUGUUUUUUUUCAAGGAUUCUUUGGAUACAUACAUGAUCGUAACUUCCUAAAUGGGUUCUACUUUCAACCCCCUUGCUUAGGGAAACACUCUGGUGUAUGAUUGUACAUAGGAUUUUUCUAUGUCCCAGGUGGACAAACCAAAGAACCCCAAGGGUUCUCGAUUGAACCGUUUUUAAGAGUGUAACAAACACAUUCAUAUGUUUCUCAGCAAAACAUAUUUUGCUGUAACUUCUGUAUAACUUAUUUCUACUUCUUUAUAUUUCCUAUGUAAUAUAUUUGCAAAGACUUUAACAGAUUUCUUUUUCAUUUGGUGUGUCAGAAGUCUUUUUCUACAUAUAACACCUGGACUUCUGUGUGUGGACGAAGCAACAUCCUUUCACCUUCCUGUUAUUUAACUGAUAUUUAAAAAAAAAUUAUAGAAGGACUUGAACAAACUUUUAUUGAUGUUUUUGUUAAUAAAUAAUAAUGGACUGGUGUUACAGAGACAUUUGCAUUGUCUGUAUUGGAAGUCAAAUAAAACUGAUUGCCAUAACAUGUUUAAAUAUGGCCUAUAAAUUUUUCUUUAGAUAAUUAAUUCAGUCCUG
Pangasianodon hypophthalmus (striped catfish) is the source of this 3716-nucleotide messenger RNA. RefSeq names its product G protein-coupled receptor 27 (gene gpr27). The transcript has a single exon. Lineage: Eukaryota; Metazoa; Chordata; Actinopteri; Siluriformes; Pangasiidae. The record is from RefSeq and is a predicted model, not a curated record. Gene Ontology annotation, biological process: G protein-coupled receptor signaling pathway. Bases 618 to 1748 code for a protein of 376 amino acids. Gene Ontology annotation, cellular component: plasma membrane. Gene Ontology annotation, molecular function: G protein-coupled receptor activity.